Messenger RNA from Cuscuta campestris, 3346 nucleotides. Lineage: Eukaryota; Viridiplantae; Streptophyta; Magnoliopsida; Solanales; Convolvulaceae. The record is from the annotation of a GenBank genome assembly.
AAUCGAAAAACGAAUUAAAUUCACAAUUCCUCUGCUUCACAAUUCAAUUGCUUCCCAAUUCACCUACUUCGCAUUGUAUCUUAAUCGGAGAAGAUGAUGGACGAAGAGGACACUCGAUCGGAUGAAAUUGCUGAUGAAAAUAAGCGACCUGCGACAAAGCAAAUGGCGAAGCGACCGAAGGUAUCACGUAAAUUUGUGAAGAAAGGUGAUAGAGCACAGCCUAAAGAUGGAGGAAUUAACACUUAUUGUAAUGUGCUUGAGACCGUACGCAGAAUUAAAGGCAUGUUGAGAAAGGAGGAGCUUCAAGUCUUUAGAGGCACGGUUUUUGGAAAAUUGUUGGAUGUUCCUGAAGUUAGAUGGAUUAGUAAUGGGCUCUUAGUUGGUCUGUUAGAAAGGUACAAGUUACCAAAGCAAGGAAUAACUGGAUGUAAAGAAAUGAAGUUCAAAAUAAAUGGGAGAAAAGUCUUGUUCACAAAGCCAGAAUUUGAACUUAUCACAGGAUUAAGAAGCGGAGGAAAUAUGAUAACUUUGAAUGAUGAAAGGUUGGGUGACUUCGGGUUAAGGUAUUUCAAUACGGGAAAAUCUGUUCAGCGAUGUCAUAUUACGGAUGCACUGCUGCAUCACAACCGAGAUGACCCCAGAGUAGAAACUGAUGAUGUUGUAAAGCUAGCAUUGCUGCAUCUGUUGGGCAAUGUUAUGUUUGGGCACCAGUCAUGUGUUAGUUUUCUUAUUGGAUACAUUAACCUAGUAGAUGAUUUGGGUGCAUUCAAUAAAUUCCCAUGGGGUGAAGUCAUAUGGGAAGAGUUGUUAACACAUGCUGGGAGAUGUGCACAAUCCCUUAAUGCUCGUGGAAGGGGAAGAGUGACGUUUGGAGGGUUUGUCUUUGCCUUACAGGUAUGGGCAUUUGAGAAAUUUCCUUCCUUGAGAGAGUCGGGGCAUUGUCAAAUUGUAAAAGGAAGAGAAGAUUGGAUUCCAUGUUGCCUAAGGUGGGAGAUUUAUGCAAAGAUUUCAGCACAGUUUCUUCAUGAAGCCAUAUUUGAAAAUCCAGAGUUUGAAGUGUCAAAGAUUGUUCCAAGUGAGAAGGAGUUAAAUGAUCCUUCAUUGGCAUUAUUUGCUAGUGAAUACAUAAGAAGGGGGAUAGAUGACACUCUGCAACAUAUUGAGUGCUCAGAAAAGGGUGCAACUGUAGCAAGAAAUCUGAGUGUUGGCAGUGCUAAGAAAAGGAAACUUUCAACAACUGGAAAUGCCCAAAACAAGCCAAAAGAGAAGAGAAAGAGAAUUAUUCACAGCAUGAAAGGGGAAUUUCUUCCAAAAAGAAAUUCAAAGAGGAAGAAGGAGAGUCAGAGUCAGAUUAUAACAAUUCUCAAUGACAUGAAAAAAAUGCAAGAAAGCCAAGGGAAAGUGCUAAAGAUGAUCCUUGAGCAGUUAGAAAGACAAAAGGGAGAUGAUACAGAGGAGAGGGGUUUUAAAAAGAUAGAUGAUGAAAUUGUCAAUGAGAAUGUUGAGAGUGAAGACAUGGAAAAUAAAAACAUGGGGAAGGAUACUAUUUUGGAAGAAGAUGGCACUAACCAUGGAGAUGUGGGAAAGGAUGCUACUUCCAGACAUGAUGACAAUGAUCUUGGUCAUGUUGACACCACAGUCAGUAAUGAGGGAGAUGAUAAAAUUAAAGAAGGUAUGAGAGAUGAAAGAAGCAUUGAGACUUUGCCUAAGUUGUCUGAAACACAGUUCAGUGAUCAGUUCUUUGAACAAAUGGACAAAGAAGUGAAUACUAUUUUGAAAGGCACAAUUGAAGGAAAUAUCUUUGAGAAGGAAGGUGGAUCUGAUAUGGAGCCCGCACCUAAUCCGAAUUUCAAGAAAGUGCAGAUGGAUUCUACAAUUGAUGAACAAGGAAUCACUUUGCCUGAAGAGGGGAUGGAUAUAAAAGGGAAAUGUAUGGAUGUGGAUGUUGCAAAUAAAGAGCUUGUUGAGCAUGUGAAAAUGGAUACGAUAAUUGAUGCACAACCAAUAAGUGAAUACUAUGGAAAUGCUGAAAAUGAAGCCCCUUGUGUGCAGACACGUAAGAGUAAGAGGCAAACUAAAGCGCCCCAAAAGCUCUCACUUUCAGGGCGAAAGGUGCAAAACAAGACACAGAAAAUGAAGGAAGCUGUGAAGAGCAAGUUUGAAGUAACCCUGAGUCAAAUGGAAGUCGUGAUUGGACCAUUCAGCCUGAACCCUAAGGAAAUGCCCCCACAAGAAGAUAUUGAUAAACUUAAGACAUUCCUUGAAUGUGGUGUGUUGAAGAGGAAGGGCAGAACAGGAGUGAGAAAGAUUUAUACAAAAGGAGAUGAAAACAUGACAAAGAAGCCUAUCGUACUGGAUAAGUUCAUAAUCAGCAGCAAAACAUGGCUUUAUGAUCUCUUCAUGGAUCAAGAGUGGCUGGAUACACUGCAUAUGGAGGUUGGCAUGUUUUACUUGGAGGUGAAAAGAUUCAACUACAAGCUCACACAAACAUACUCAACUGUGACACCUUUUUUCCUAGAAUGUCUUAAGCGGCAUCAAGACGACAUUGACAAGAAAAUUAAAAUCAAAGAAGAUGUUGGAAGCGUUUCAAACUUGACAGCUGAAGUGUUUGGUUUUGCAAGAAAGUGUUCUUUCCCAUGGGCCCGAUCAGAUUUUGUCUAUAUGCCACUGAAUACUGGGGGGCAUUGGGUGCUGCUAGUGUUAGCGGUGGAGUCCAAAAUAGUAUGGGUUUAUAAUUCAAAGGGAGGGAGAUCUCUUAAAGACAUUGCUGAAUAUAGCACUUGCAUCAAAUGCCUUCUAUCCAAGUUAAUGGAUUUGUGUGAUGUCUACAUUAAUCAUCCUAGUGGACCAAUGGGAGACAACAAGCUUGAUUUGAAGGCUGCAGAUUUUUGCCCACAACAGACUGAUGCUGGGAAUUGUGGUAUGUUUGUGCUUAAAAUUGCAGAGUACCUCAUGAUGGAUAUGGACAUUAGGGACAUCCGUACAGAUCAGAUGGCAGCAUAUAGGAUGAAGAUGGCUACAGAGCUAGUUCGAUUUGCAGAGUCAAAUAUGGCUGCAAAGGAGUGACUAUAAAACAUAUUGAUGUUAUUAUCUAUUUUGUGUAUUGAGCUGGUUGAAAACUCUAUUGCUAUUUUUGCUUUGUAUGAUGAAACCUUUGGUGUAUGACAACAAUGCAUAUGGUCAGUGAUGGUCAUUGGGAUAUUGCAUUGUGACUUGGUUUCAUUCUGUACUAGAAUUCUGUGUUUGGGUACAUGUGCCUUUGUUGUGUUUUGAAGUAAUGUGAAAGUGAAACUGUUGAAAUUGUGUUGUGUUAAACAUGUUUUUUAAAUCAAUUCUAGUGAAAUAA